This is a messenger RNA of Vigna unguiculata (cowpea), 1113 nucleotides long. NCBI's taxonomy places the organism in Eukaryota, Viridiplantae, Streptophyta, Magnoliopsida, Fabales, Fabaceae. The record is from RefSeq and is a predicted model, not a curated record.
AUGGCACCUCCUCGUAGGACUUCACAAUCGUCCCAAGGUGACUUGCCCGAUAUCACCAGCGCAAUAGAGGCGAUGGUGGCUGCCAUGACGCAGCAAAGCACAGCGAUAAUGCAACAGCAUGAGGCAGCGAUGCAGCGACAGACGGUGUCGCUUGAGCAACAGCAGGCAGUGAUGCAGCAGAUGGAGGUUGCACGUGUGGCUGUCGAGGAUGCACAUAGGCAGCAUAUGGAGGCCCUCUGCCAGCUGGAAGAGAAAGGCGACUGCCCUUGUUGCAACGGGAAGACGAGCCCUGACGCAGCAGACCAGUGGCUGAAGGAUCUGGAGAGGAUCUUUGAUGCAAAAACAUGCUCAGCGGAGAAUAGGUUAGCUGUCACAAUAUACAUGCUCACCGCGGAGGCUGAGCACUGGUGGACCAGUACCAAAUCCAUCAUGGAGGAGAGAGGCGAGCCGAUGACAUGGGAGGCCUUUAGGGGGAAAUUCCUCCCGGAAUAUUUCCCAGACAGCAUUGGAUAUGGCAAGGAGGUGGAAUUCCUCCAACUGACCCAGGGAGGGAAGACGAUGACCGACUAUGCUGAGAAGUUCAAGCACCUCAGCCGCUUUUAUACCUUGUCGCUGGAUGAGGAGUGGACAUGCCGAAAAUUCGAGAACGACAUCAGGGGAGAUAUUCACUUGAUGGUAGCACCCUUAUCCUUUAAGGAUUUUUUCGCUCUGGUGGAGAAGGCCACGGUGAUGGAAAAGACGAAGAAUGAGGUAGAGGGUCAGCGGCCCCAACAGCCUCAGAGGAUUGGUAGACCAUUUGGGUCCAAGCCCAGACACGACGAGCGGAGGAAACCAUAUGAUAGACCUCCCCAUCAGCCUCAGGGGUCUAGGGGUCUUCCUCCCCAGCAGGGUCGAGUGCAGUGUUACAUAUGUGGGGGCCCACACUUGAGGAGCGCUUGCCCUUGCAUGAGGGUUACCGCAGAUGCAACAACUGUGGCAAGGAGGGCUACUUCGGGAAGGAUUGUCCCACUAUUGCUAGGGCAGCGGCACGCCCUCCAGUUCAGACUCCUCACCAGCACCAGCGGAGAGAUAAAGGCAACAAGCCUCAGGCGACGGAGAGAGUCUAUGCCAUGA